AUGCCUUCCGUUCAGCCUUUGAUCUGCCUCGCGACCCUGGCCGGUGCCGCCCUGGUGUCUGCUGCCCCUGCGCCUUCCCGCGCCUCUGAGUUCGUCAAGCGCUCCAGCUGCACCUUCACCGAUGCCGCCACCGCCUCGGAGAGCAAGAAGUCUUGCUCUAGCAUCGUUCUGAAGGACAUCACCGUCCCUGCUGGUGAGACCCUGAACCUGAAGGACCUCGAGGACGGCACCACCGUCACCUUUGAGGGCACCACCACCUGGGAGUAUGAGGAGUGGUCCGGACCCCUCCUGUACAUCUCCGGCAACGACAUCACUGUCACCCAGGAAUCCGGCGCCGUUCUCGACGGCAACGGUGCCAAGUGGUGGGAUGGUGAGGGUACCAACGGCGGCAAGACCAAGCCCAAGUUCUUCUACGCCCACAGCCUCGAUAACUCCAAGAUCUCCGGUCUCCAGAUCAAGAACACCCCCGUCCAGGCCAUCUCCGUCGAGUCCGACAACCUCAUCAUUGAGGACGUUACCAUCGACAACAGCGAUGGUGACUCCGAGGGUGGUCACAACACUGAUGGUUUCGACAUCAGUGAGAGUACCUACAUCACCAUCACCGGUGCCACCGUGAAGAACCAGGACGACUGUGUCGCCAUCAACUCGGGUGAGAACAUCUACUUCUCCGGCGGUACCUGCUCCGGCGGUCACGGUCUGUCCAUCGGCUCCGUCGGUGGCCGUGACGACAACACCGUCAAGAACGUGACCUUCAUCGACUCCACCGUCUCUGACUCCGAGAACGGUGUCCGCAUCAAGACCGUCUACGACGCCACCGGUACCGUUGAGGACAUCACCUUCGAGAACAUCGAGAUCUCCGGCAUCUCCGACUACGGUAUCGUCAUCGAGCAGGACUACGAGAAUGGUGACCCCACCGGUACUCCCUCCAACGGUGUCACCAUCUCCGACGUCACCCUCAAGGAGAUCACUGGCUCUGUUGACUCCGACGCUGUUGAGAUCUACAUCCUCUGCGGUGACGGCAGCUGCUCUGACUGGACCAUGUCCGACAUUGACAUCACCGGCGGUGAGACCAGCAGCAAGUGCGAGAACGUUCCCUCCGGUGCUUCUUGCAGCGAGUAA
Messenger RNA from Aspergillus ibericus CBS 121593, 1119 nucleotides. Its product is annotated as glycoside hydrolase family 28 protein. Gene Ontology annotation, biological process: pectin catabolic process. Gene Ontology annotation, molecular function: polygalacturonase activity. The coding region runs from base 1 to 1119 and encodes 372 amino acids. Gene Ontology annotation, cellular component: extracellular region. The transcript is spliced from 3 exons. The record is from RefSeq and is a predicted model, not a curated record. Lineage: Eukaryota; Fungi; Ascomycota; Eurotiomycetes; Eurotiales; Aspergillaceae.